Molecule: messenger RNA, 4886 nt
Organism: Osmia bicornis bicornis
Lineage: Eukaryota; Metazoa; Arthropoda; Insecta; Hymenoptera; Megachilidae
Product: ras-related and estrogen-regulated growth inhibitor-like
Exons: 6
Coding region: 1257-1892 (211 amino acids)
Molecular function (GO): GTPase activity; GTP binding
Source: RefSeq, a predicted model, not a curated record
ACGCCAUGUCGUGGUCGAGGCGUGCAGUGGGCACGCUGGAGAGUGCAUAUUAGACGGCGUGAGGCGCUCAAGCUCGAGCAUUCGCCGACGAGCGGUCGGUGAGGUCGGUGUCCAAGUGUUUUCGCGUAUCCGCGGCCUCGUUUUCGUUCGCGUACUCUGAUCCCGAAAUUUGACAAAUUUCAUCGGACCACGUAACAGUGAGGAAUAUUAAUUGAAACGAACGAACGCGAGCUACGUAGCAGGUGGUUCGAACGGGGAAACUAUGUGAAUUUAUUGUCACAAGUGGAUAUCAGCGUGUUGGCGCAGUGGCCCGCGUGUUUGCUCGCGGCGCGACCUUAACGUCGUCGUCCGUCGACAUAAUAAUCAUCCUGGUCCAGGAGGCGCAGUCGAAUCGUCCAGGCCAGCCUGGAAAGUGUUUUCGAUAGGAAAAAAAAAGAGAAAUCUCGUGAACGAGAAAGUGGCAUUUUUGAACAACACUCUAAGUGUAACUCCGUUAUUUGGUGACAAACUAUAGUGUGACGUUUCUGGUGAACGUCGACGCGAAAGAAGAAGGGUAGGUCGCCGGUGGCGACACCGCGGCAAAUUCCAGAAAUCUGCAAAACGCGGAAAGCGGACGGCGCGGUUGAUAAUGCGCGCCAACUACCGGUUUCUACGUUGCAAAAUCGUCUGAAGACAGUCGGUGCCGGCUUCGUGAGAGGAUUACGACGAUCUACACCGGUGAAUCAGAAUCCGAGAGCGACAUUUCGAAAGAUCGAUGUGUCGCCGAGUCUAAAAAGGUGGCUGUUACUCAACGCAGUUUAUCGCGCCGUUGGGGAGCGUGCUCGGAAUAAACGUCGCGUUUCAAACUGCUCUGUGAAGUUGUCUCUAUAAGUUCGAGCGUGAUUAGUGGAUGCGCGACAAUCGUUCACCGAGUGCAGUGGUUUUUACGAUGCCAGUAAAUAAAAGACAGAAUUAUCAAGGAAUCAAAUCGCGAUCAAUCUUCUGUUAUCGAAUUUAACGAGAAACGAAAUGAUCUGAAGCUUGUUCCUAAUCGAACGGGCUUCUGUCGAGAUUAACGGUUCUCUUUGUGUAAACAUUGACGGACUUGCAAAGCUACCUUGACGCUCGUUCCUUGCAAACAGUUUCUUGCCAUUUUUCUCUACAUGUGCGCGAUGUGAAUGGAUCUUGUACGGUGAAAAGUAACGCGAACAGUGUUGUAUAAAGGACAGUAUAUAAUGUACAAGGGCGGUUCGAAUGACACCUAACAUCCACAUCUGAUGACAAACGUCAACAGAAUCAGGGUGGUCGUCCUCGGCGGCCCCAGAGUCGGAAAAUCAGCUGUGGUCGUGCGCUAUUUAACGAGGCGAUAUAUCGGCGAGUACAGCUCAACCAGUGAUUUCCUGUACCGGCACAGCGUUACCAUCGAUAACGUUAAUACCGAGGUCGAGAUACUGGACACUUCCAGGUGCGAGGAGAAUGGCUGUCUCUACUCUCACAUAAGAUGGGGCGAGGCUUUUGUAAUCGUUUACAGCGUGACGUGUAAACGAAGUUUUCAGGAAGCUCGCGGUUUAUUGAAGCAACUUGCGGAUCUACGUUUGCCAUCCUACUUUACAGCCCUGUUGCUUGGCAAUAAGAGAGAUCUGGAUCAUGCUCGAGAGGUGUGCGUGGACGAGGGUCAGCAACUAUCCCUGGCCCACGGAUGUCAAUUCUACGAGGUCAGCGCCGCGGAGAGUCCCGCGGGGGCGGCGUUGGCGUUCCAGGCGUUGCUCAGGGAAGCAAGAUCGGUUCAGCUGCUUCGAGCACUACCGAUCCGCCGGAAGUUGGGCGUCCACUCGGUAUCCAGGGUAUUGGGUACGAUUUUCGGGAAGAACACGACGAAAGAUCGGAAAAAGAGGCCUUCGUUGAGCAUAUGACGCCUCCUCUGCGCCCUCCUCCUCGGAGGUCGUGACGAACCAGGCAGGAGAACCGACGUGGUGGUUCUCAGUAGUAACGUGUACGUGAACCGCUGACAAGAAUCGGGAACAAGAUCUUUUCUCGCUAUUUGAUGAGCAACCUUGAAGGAUUAGUCCUUCGGUUCUGAAGAAGAGGCUUGCAGUCAGGUAAAAGAAAAAAUUUAAAAAAAAAAACAAGAGAAGGAAAAAAAAACAUACGAAGUGUGAAACUUCAAAGGACUCGUCGCGUCCUCUGUCCAGUUAAUAACUGGAUCGUAGUAAAAUGGGGAGGGUGCAGGAUUCGUGCACGUUUCACGCAGGAUCUUCCCCCCCGGUUCGUAACGAUCGAUCUCGAACGGCGAUCGUUUCGCUGGGAAAUUGGCCUGGCAUUCGCGUGAGAUCCUCGCGUAGAGACGUCGUUUCACGCGGCAUCCGGCAGCAGGGACACUCGUGAGAAAUACAGUGGAUGGAUCGGGCAACCGGGCCGUGUGAAAGACUGCCGGCGACCGUGGAAACGACGAAUGGCUCGUGAAAUCGAAAUGGAAACGGAGUGUAUUGCUGAACGAGAUAAGCCUCCCUCCCUCUCGAUCCUCCCUAUCCUCGUUUCUCUUCAUAACCGCGCUUAUUUGUCCCGUGUUUCUUUUUCUACCCCUUGCGUUAGAGUGAUCGCCUGUCCAGGCUGAAUCCAUCCUCGGCUCCGGCCUCGAGCCGUCGAACGAUUAGCUGGUAUAGCCGGUGGAAGAGAUAUACCGUGGCAGCAGUUUAUUUACGAUCGAUACUAUAUUCUUUCCUCCGACUAUACCCGAGUGCGGCGACUAUGCUGUUCCUGAACGAUCUUAAUAUCGUAGCUUUAAGCGUCUCCUGCUGUGAUCUUGGGAAGCGGUGUUAAUUAUUAAUAUUGAAAAAUUGAAUUUUUGGAUUGGAAAUAUCGUUUCUCAGACCACUGCGAAAUGGAAGGAUCGUGUUGAUCGCUUUUCUAAAGGAAAAGCGACUAAUUUUGACGAUUCUGAGCUCGUUUCUUCAUCGCGGAACCGGAAACGAGCUCUGAGCGCGGGGACUGGCGUCGCCUUUGAAAAAUAGCCCGAAAGUCUUUCAAAUUUCGCAGCCUCCGUGGAAUAUGGAGCGUUCGUUAACGCGCCUUUAUUUUUUUUUUUUCUCGAUCGUGUUCGAUCGAAACGAGGGAAUCGUUCAAUGGAGAAUCGUAUUCGAGAGUCGCGAAACGACGAGAAUUGAUUCUUGACAAGUCAUUCGAUCGUUUCAUAAAUCAUUGUGGAACUGUUGACAAAUCGAUUGUGAAAACAACGUCAACAGGUUGACCCACAAAUAAAUGAUUAUUUAUGUGAUAAUAGAGUAAACAGUUUUGAAUUUCGCGUAAUGUUUGUGAAGUUUGUUUCGUGAAACAUAGCAGGGAUUUAUCAAACGAUUCAAUGGAUAUGGAAUCGAAAUAUUUCAUACAAUUUUAGAAAAUUACUAUUUCUUUAAUUAAGAAAUCUGAUUAGAAAACCUUUCAACUUCGAAACUUUAGAUAUUUUUCGAUUCUGUAUUUUUGGUAAAAAUCUCAGCCUCGUCUGAAUUGCUCCCUUUCGUCGUUUCCGGCUGCCAAGAUCCCCAGAUGAAAAUUGACACGAGACGCGAGUUUCCGUUCUCGACAUCGAAACUUCCGAGUUCCGUGUGGAAAAUCGAUUCGACGACCUUAAUGUUCCUACUGAAAGUAGCCUAAGUGUACAUAGCGCACGUAUUGCCGGUUAGAGCAAACGAAGAAGAAUCGUAAAGUCGGUCGAUAUACAAUAUAGAAGUUAAGUAAACAGGAAGGAGGGAGGUUGCAGUCUUCGAGUGAAUUUAUCGUCACAUAAAUCACCAAUCGAACCGUUCAGUCGAUAAACGUGUAUUUAUGCAUCGAGGGCUGAGGUUGGAACAUUAUCAAAGCACAGAUCAAUAAUAUUUUCAAUUUUUUCAAAUUUUCAAUCUCAUUUAGACUGCUUGGAUGAUCCUUGUCAUUAAUUUACCAAAUAUUUAUUGACAACGAUUUUCAUCAAUUUUUUUCUAAAUUCAUCUUCUUCCAAAUUUGGUCCACCCUUUGCCCAUCGAGGUGUAAAUGAACCUUAAGACCUGAUCCACAUUAUAAUCCACUCGUGAUCCACUUUAGCUUCGAUCAAAUACGAUUUUGUUUAACCGAGAUUAUAUCGUUGAAUCAGAUCACGUGCGAUCUAAAUUAAAUGCAAUAAUAUUUGAUCAAAUUUAUAGAAAAUCGCAAGUAGAUUGUGGAUUAGGAUUAGAAGGUAUGAAUUCAACCUCCUAUCGUCGCGAUUUUUCUCAACGCGACGAGACAAUAAUUGACCAGGUUGGAGCAUUUUCUUUUUUUUUUGUAAAAAGAUGAUCGUUUCUUUGUUUCUUUUUUUUUUACUACGGUUAAAUGAACACGUCGAGUUUAAGUAUCUUAAGCGUAAAUCGUGUAAUUUUCAGUGCCUUUCGUGUACGAGACGUUCAUCUGAAAGCUCGCAGGCUCACCUUUUCUCCUCGCUCUUUCAUCUGGUUCAUCAUUUUUUUUUAUUUUUCUUUUUUUUUUUUUAUUUUUGUACCCGUGUUCGCUGGAUAAGAGAAAGGAUAAAUAUUUGCGCAACAUCGACGACGAUAAAUUGAAAAAGUUCGUAAAAAUUGUUCGCAUGGUAAAUAUUGUUGUUCAGGGAUGGAAAAGGUUUAGCUUGCGAGCCACGUGUUGACGAGGGAUGAAAGUAUAUAUGUGCUUCCAGAGCGUGCCUAAAAAAAAUACCGAUACAUUCCAGAACGAUGUGCGAAUAUCGAGGAGAAUCUAACGGGCGUGAAUGUGUGCAUUCUGAUGGGUGUAAUUCUGUCUUUUUUUUUGUUUUUUUUUUCUCUCUCUCUCUCUGGUGGAUUCUGGCCGAUAUCGAUCGCUGUAUUUUAAGUGCUAGUCACUUGUUAUCGUACAUUGAGAAAGAAUAAAAUUCUUUUGUUAAA